UACUAUCAUAACUAGCCUAGCUAGUGAAAUUUUUCCGAGCCGACUCACACAGCCCGAUGCCAACUCCUUGUGUAGCAUCGACUCCGUUCUGUCGUCUCCAAACCGGGUAAACAUAAGACUACAAAUUACAAGGCCCUGACUUUCCCAGCAUCUGGAAUCCACACACUGUGCAGCAUGACGAACCCAAUCAAUGCAGAAGCGCUCGCAGCGUGGGAGGACAAUGCCAGCUUCUGGGACCAGGGAAUGGGCGAUGAAGGCAACGAUUAUUACAGAGUCGUAGAGCUCCCCGCCCUCGAGCGCAUGGCAGCUGUGAAACCUGGCGACAGGGCGUUGGACCUUGCGACAGGAAAUGGGCUUGUCGCGCGCUGGCUGGCGUCCGAGGGUGCUCGCGUUAUUGCGACAGACGGCAGCAGGGCCAUGACCGAUCAUGCGAGACGCAGAGGCGUGUAUACUAAUGGAGAAAAUAUCAACUCAAUAUCUUACCAGGUUUUGGAUGCAACAAGAACGGAAGACUUUGAGAAAUUCAUAGCGAGGGAGAUAGCGGAAGAGGGUCCAUUCGAUAUCGUCAUAAUGAAUAUGGCCAUCAUGGAUAUCCCUACCCUUGAACCAUUAGCAGCUGCUCUACCAAAGCUACUAAAACAAAACACUGGACGAUUUGUUGCGACGCUCCUCCAUCCCUUCAUAACGGCCGGAUCCACGCGUGUGAUCGAGUACGCGGAUAGCCGGGAAACAGGACGGGAGGAGGAGCAUAUCAGCCUUAAGAUAACCAGAUAUCUCCAUGCCCCGGAGCCCAUCAAGGCAGAAGCGCUGAAGGGCCAACCUUCUUAUCAGUACACUUUCCACCGCCCCAUGCACGAGAUUUUAUCCCCUUUUCUCCGCGCUGGAUUAGUCCUCGAUGCAUUUGAGGAACCGAAUUUCGAUGCGGAAUACAACGCCAGCCAGAAGCUUGAUCCAAGAUCUUUGCGGUAUGUCACCGAAAUUCCCAAAAUCCUCGCAUUCAGGAUGAGGGCCAUUGGUCAGUGACCAUUGACGACGCUCUCCUCGUAUAUCGUCAUGUUUCAUGAAAUAAACGGAAGCCAAACAAGGUCCUACUAGUGGUGGCUCUGGGGUUUCCAAAGUGGUGGGCCAAAGUAUGUUGGUUCUGUCAGCUGGUCCUAUUUUGAGUUUUCUAAUGUUGGGUAUUUUUGAGAGUCGAUGAAACACAGCCGGUCAUUUUAUGCUUUUGCCUUGCCUCCUGUCCUACAAGCCUAGACCAAAGAUGUUACAAAAGCCAGCUGAAACAAGAGUUUGCAGGCCUGUCAUAAUUCCAUAAUAAAUCUAUCAUAUUAGUUAAAGUUUGACUGAGUCAGAUCCUCUUCUCACCGUGGAUUACCUCUCAGCCUUCAAUCAUGUGCAUCAGCAAUUUUUUUGUUUACGCCUCAGGUGUCCCCA
Molecule: messenger RNA, 1431 nt
Organism: Blastomyces gilchristii SLH14081
Lineage: Eukaryota; Fungi; Ascomycota; Eurotiomycetes; Onygenales; Ajellomycetaceae
Product: methyltransferase type 11
Exons: 4
Coding region: 175-1023 (282 amino acids)
Source: RefSeq, a predicted model, not a curated record